This is a messenger RNA of Pseudomassariella vexata, 1167 nucleotides long. RefSeq names its product S-adenosyl-L-methionine-dependent methyltransferase. Lineage: Eukaryota; Fungi; Ascomycota; Sordariomycetes; Amphisphaeriales; Pseudomassariaceae. Gene Ontology annotation, molecular function: methyltransferase activity. The record is from RefSeq and is a predicted model, not a curated record. The transcript has 6 exons. The coding region runs from base 1 to 1167 and encodes 388 amino acids.
AUGCACGGCUCCCGAAUACCUCCGCCGCAGAAGGGUUUCCCAUCUCAUUCCACAACUCUUCCGUCCACCUUGUUGUCCGAGAUCAAUGUGAAUGCGCCGGCCGUCUACCAUGAUUUCACCUACUUGGCCGAUGAGUUGGUCAAUAGAACUCCAACAGGGGCAUCGGUCGCAGAGCCGGACUCAGUCAUCGGAGAAUCUGGGAGAUUGUACCAUGGGUAUAAAGAGGGGAAGUAUUUCUUCCCGAACGACGCAGCGGAACAAGACCGUUUGGACUUCCAACACACAUCUAUCACGUUGCUCUUAGACGGAAAGUUGACUUGGGCUCCCAUGACCAAAGCUCCUAAAUACGUUAUGGAUGUCGCCACAGGCACUGGAAUAUGGGCGAUAGAAUUCGCCAACCAAAACCCGAGCUCGCAGGUAGUUGGGACGGAUCUAAGCAAGAUCCAACCGGAAAACGCUCCCGCUAACUGCACAUUCGAAAAGGAGGACUCGGAAGAAGAAUGGCUCUACAGCCACAAGUUCGAUUACGUCCAUCUUCGCGCUGUGUUCUCUUGCUUUGAUAACCCCAAAAUGGUUAUGAGGCAUGCCUUCCAGAAUCUUAACCCCGGGGGCUGGAUCGAGUACCACGACGGGUGUCCCACAAUCCAGGGUCUCAAUGGCUGUCUGAAAGGCGAGUACCUUCUGCAGAGGUGGUCUAAACUUAUCCAAGAGGGAGCAAAGGCGCUUGGACGAGAUAUAGACGUGGUCAAACACUACAAACGAUGGCUCAUUGAGACUGGAUUUGUGGAUGUCGAAGAAAAGAAGCUCAUGUGGCCACUCAACCCUUGGCCAAGAGGCCGAAACCUCAACAUGGUCGGGCGCUACCAGCAAAUCAACUUUUCCGAAGCUGUCCGACCUGUCGGCUGGAAAUUAUUACGCGGUGCUGGUUUAUCCCCAGAAGAAGUUGAGAAAUUGACUUCUGAAGCCAAAAGAGAAAUUCCAGACCAACGAAUCAGAGCCUUCAUCUCCUUUUACGUCGUGUAUGGACGGAAGCCAUUUGAGGGAGAACGGAAAGGACCGGUAUUUGGAGAGGAGGACAGGGAGCCAAAAUUGGAUGAUAAUGAUGAUGCAGUUGAUGACCCCUUCACGGCGAAGGUUGAGGAAUACUGGAACAGAGAUCAGAUAUAG